Molecule: messenger RNA, 999 nt
Organism: Ornithodoros turicata
Lineage: Eukaryota; Metazoa; Arthropoda; Arachnida; Ixodida; Argasidae
Exons: 2
Coding region: 1-999 (332 amino acids)
Source: RefSeq, a predicted model, not a curated record
AUGGCUGUCCCUCGGCUUCGUACAGGGUUUUACGUCGACGAUUUGGUUUGCGCGUCAGAACCCGACGCCCUUCAAGUGUAUGGCGGCAUUAUUGACAUACUCAAGGAAGCCUGUAUGGACAUACGGAAAUGGACCUCAAAUUCAUCCGCACUUCGCGAGCGGUUUCUGUCGGACGAGGUUUCCUACGACAACGCAUCCGAUGCCUCCUACGAAACGUACGGUGCUCAAGACAUUCUACCUCUCCCGCUUGGCUAUCUCGCACCCUUCAUCAUAACCGUAAAGCUCCUGUUCCAAAAUUUAUGGCGCAAGUCGUUGCCAUGGGACGCUGAGUUCGCGACGGAAGAUCAUGUGGUCUGGGAGAAAUGGAAGGCUGACAUCGAUGCGCUGCACCUGCCGCGUAGCGUCUUUCCGCAGAGCAACGCCCUGCUUGAUGUGCAUUGCUUCGCCGACGCUAGUCCCAAGGUCUACGGCACAACAGUAUACGUUCGCAGUCGCCCGACUAACGGCACGACUUCUACGCAGCUGCUUUUAGCGAGAGCCCGCCUAGCUCCAUUGAAAGAACUCUCGUUGCCGCGUCUCGAACUGCUGGCAUGCCUGCUGUCCACGCGUUUUUACCGCCAUAUCUCGACGGUAGAAGCCAUAAAGGUUGCCCCCAUUCACUUCUGGACGGACUCGAGCAUCGCGCUCCAAUGGAUUCAUUGCGAGGCGAACACUCGCCCCUCUUUUGUCAAGUCGGUGGUGGCAAAAAUCUUAUUGUCUUCACAACCUGAACAAUGGCGGCACUGUAACGGACGCGAGAACCCCGCAGACCUAGUGACCCGCGGCAUCUCCACCAGGUGCCUACGGAACAGCCCGCUGUGGUGGAGUGGUCCUCUUUGGCUGUCCGCAGGCGAUCUCGGCUCUCCUACCCUCCCAGACCCAAAUGUCAACGACACCUGCAUGGCGGUGAGCGCUGCACCGGAAGCUCCCGAUACCGAAGUGGUCGUUCAUCCAGUGUAG